Molecule: messenger RNA, 1064 nt
Organism: Blepharisma stoltei
Lineage: Eukaryota; Ciliophora; Heterotrichea; Heterotrichida; Blepharismidae
Source: the annotation of a GenBank genome assembly
AUGACAUCUAAUCCUGAAAGAAUGCAGCUCAUUAUCCACUAUUUAUGUCCCUAUGCUCAGAGAGCUUUAUACGCACUAGCGUAUAAAGGGAUACAAUGUGAGAUAACAGAAGCGGAUUUAGUUAAUAAGCUAUCAUUCCUCCUAGAAGUCAAUCCAUUAGGAAAAGUCCCAUCUCUCAGAGUUGUUCAGGACGGAAAAGAAUAUCACCUUUCUGACUCAGCCUGUGUUGCUGAAUAUUUUGAUUCGUUUCCAGGCCCAGCUCUUUACCCAAGAAGACCUGACGGCUCAAUCAACCCAUUAGAAAAAGCCUUAAUUGAUAUUAAGGUAAAACUUGUUUCUGAUGCACUGCCUGCCACUCUUUUCCCUCAUUUCAGAGCAACUGGAACUCCUGCUCCCCCCCUCCAUGAGCGAACAAAACCAUUAGAAAAAUCCCUAUUUUUUGCCAAAAAACACCCUCUGUAAGUGAACAAAAAUUUUUUUAAUAGAAAAUUUUUUAUGGGAAAAAAUUUUGAUACAUAAGUGAUAACUAGUAUCAUAAAAUCUGUUUAUUUUAAACAAAUCGCGUUUUAAAACAUAAAUUUUACAAAUUAACAUUAAUAUUUGCCUUCUAAUUUUCGAAAAUUUUUUUCUAUAAAAUUUUAUAUAUAAUUGUUUUUAAGACAAAAAAUUAACCCCUCCAUGAGCGAACUAGAUUUUUUUGUUCGCUCACAAAGGGGGAGUGUGAGCAAAUUGAAGCAGCUAAGAAAAUAUUGAGAACUAUUAAUGAAUUGGUUGAAGGAGGAGGAUUUCUGAUGGCCAAAGAUCUGGGAAGAAAUGAAUUUACUUUGGCUGAUCUUAUAUUACUUCCAUUUGUUGAAAGAAUUGUUGCUUGGAAAGAUCAAUUCUGGAGCCAUCUUGUGGAAGGAGAAGAUUUUUCUAAUUUGUGGGCCUGGUUCGACAGAAUUAUGCAGGAACCUUGGGCUCAAAGAUUCAGAAUACAGCAGAGAAGACUCAUAAACAAUAUGACUCGAUUAAGAAGCCCUGGCUAUGAGGGGCUUGAGCUUCCAGUAACUAAUUAUGAUUAG